AUGACCAUCACCAAACAGUGGCAGGGCACACUGCGGAUCGCCUCAACUCCAGUGCCUCAACUCCAGUGCCUCAACUCCAGUGCCUCAACUCCAGUGCCUCAACUCCAGUGCCUCAACUCCAGUGCCUCAACUCCAGUGCCUCAACUCCAGUGCCUCAACUCCAGUGCCUCAACUCCAGUGCCUCAACUCCAGUGCCUCAACUCCAGUGCCUCAACUCCAGUGCCUCAACUCCAGUGCCUCAACUCCAGUGCCUCAACUCCAGUGCCUCAACUCCAGUGCCUCAACUCCAGUGCCUCAACUCCAGUGCCUCAACUCCAGUGCCUCAACUCCAGUGCCUCAACUCCAGUGCCUCAACUCCAGUGCCUCAACUCCAGUGCCUCAACUCCAGUGCCUCAACUCCAGUGCCUCAACUCCAGUGCCUCAACUCCAGUGCCUCAACUCCAGUGCCUCAACUCCAGUGCCUCAACUCCAGUGCCUCAACUCCAGUGCCUCAACUCCAGUGCCUCAACUCCAGUGCCUCAACUCCAGUGCCUCAACUCCAGUGCCUCAACUCCAGUGCCUCAACUCCAGUGCCUCAACUCCAGUGCCUCAACUCCAGUGCCUCAACUCCAGUGCCUCAACUCCAGUGCCUCAACUCCAGUGCCUCAACUCCAGUGCCUCAACUCCAGUGCCUCAACUCCAGUGCCUCAACUCCAGUGCCUCAACUCCAGUGCCUCAACUCCAGUGCCUCAACUCCAGUGCCUCAACUCCAGUGCCUCAACUCCAGUGCCUCAACUCCAGUGCCUCAACUCCAGUGCCUCAACUCCAGUGCCUCAACUCCAGUGCCUCAACUCCAGUGCCUCAACUCCAGUGCCUCAACUCCAGUGCCUCAACUCCAGUGCCUCAACUCCAGUGCCUCAACUCCAGUGCCUCAACUCCAGUGCCUCAACUCCAGUGCCUCAACUCCAGUGCCUCAACUCCAGUGCCUCAACUCCAGUGCCUCAACUCCAGUGCCUCAACUCCAGUGCCUCAACUCCAGUGCCUCAACUCCAGUGCCUCAACUCCAGUGCCUCAACUCCAGUGCCUCAACUCCAGUGCCUCAACUCCAGUGCCUCAACUCCAGUGCCUCAACUCCAGUGCCUCAACUCCAGUGCCUCAACUCCAGUGCCUCAACUCCAGUGCCUCAACUCCAGUGCCUCAACUCCAGUGCCUCAACUCCAGUGCCUCAACUCCAGUGCCUCAACUCCAGUGCCUCAACUCCAGUGCCUCAACUCCAGUGCCUCAACUCCAGUGCCUCAACUCCAGUGCCUCAACUCCAGUGCCUCAACUCCAGUGCCUCAACUCCAGUGCCUCAACUCCAGUGCCUCAACUCCAGUGCCUCAACUCCAGUGCCUCAACUCCAGUGCCUCAACUCCAGUGCCUCAACUCCAGUGCCUCAACUCCAGUGCCUCAACUCCAGUGCCUCAACUCCAGUGCCUCAACUCCAGUGCCUCAACUCCAGUGCCUCAACUCCAGUGCCUCAACUCCAGUGCCUCAACUCCAGUGCCUCAACUCCAGUGCCUCAACUCCAGUGCCUCAACUCCAGUGCCUCAACUCCAGUGCCUCAACUCCAGUGCCUCAACUCCAGUGCCUCAACUCCAGUGCCUCAACUCCAGUGCCUCAACUCCAGUGCCUCAACUCCAGUGCCUCAACUCCAGUGCCUCAACUCCAGUGCCUCAACUCCAGUGCCUCAACUCCAGUGCCUCAACUCCAGUGCCUCAACUCCAGUGCCUCAACUCCAGUGCCUCAACUCCAGUGCCUCAACUCCAGUGCCUCAACUCCAGUGCCUCAACUCCAGUGCCUCAACUCCAGUGCCUCAACUCCAGUGCCUCAACUCCAGUGCCUCAACUCCAGUGCCUCAACUCCAGUGCCUCAACUCCAGUGCCUCAACUCCAGUGCCUCAACUCCAGUGCCUCAACUCCAGUGCCUCAACUCCAGUGCCUCAACUCCAGUGCCUCAACUCCAGUGCCUCAACUCCAGUGCCUCAACUCCAGUGCCUCAACUCCAGUGCCUCAACUCCAGUGCCUCAACUCCAGUGCCUCAACUCCAGUGCCUCAACUCCAGUGCCUCAACUCCAGUGCCUCAACUCCAGUGCCUCAACUCCAGUGCCUCAACUCCAGUGCCUCAACUCCAGUGCCUCAACUCCAGUGCCUCAACUCCAGUGCCUCAACUCCAGUGCCUCAACUCCAGUGCCUCAACUCCAGUGCCUCAACUCCAGUGCCUCAACUCCAGUGCCUCAACUCCAGUGCCUCAACUCCAGUGCCUCAACUCCAGUGCCUCAACUCCAGUGCCUCAACUCCAGUGCCUCAACUCCAGUGCCUCAACUCCAGUGCCUCAACUCCAGUGCCUCAACUCCAGUGCCUCAACUCCAGUGCCUCAACUCCAGUGCCUCAACUCCAGUGCCUCAACUCCAGUGCCUCAACUCCAGUGCCAGUAUUUAACCCUUACACUAAUACAGUUUUAGUUUUCAAUUUUAGCACAUAA
This is a messenger RNA of Schistocerca piceifrons (Central American locust), 2502 nucleotides long. Its product is annotated as mucin-5AC-like. The record is from RefSeq and is a predicted model, not a curated record. The transcript has a single exon. Lineage: Eukaryota; Metazoa; Arthropoda; Insecta; Orthoptera; Acrididae. Bases 1 to 2502 code for a protein of 833 amino acids.